Molecule: messenger RNA, 790 nt
Organism: Cebus imitator (Panamanian white-faced capuchin)
Lineage: Eukaryota; Metazoa; Chordata; Mammalia; Primates; Cebidae
Product: translation initiation factor IF-2-like
Exons: 2
Coding region: 1-561 (186 amino acids)
Source: RefSeq, a predicted model, not a curated record
AUGUCCACCCGACGGAAGCGCGAGGACAGCGUGUUCCGGGCCAUGGCGGGAGCUCGGCGCCCGCUCAGCCGGCUCCCCUUGCGGCCCGAUCUCGGCUCCGCUCCUCUCGCGCCGGCUCCGGCUAGGGGGCGGGAAGCGGCCGCCCCGGCUCCUCCAGCGCCUCCUCCACCGCCUCCGCGCGCAGCCGCCGCUGCCCGCCCACUUCCGGCACACGCCGGAUCCGGAAGCGCUGUCAGGGGCGGGGCGGAGCCCGGCGCCUGGAGAGUGUUCGAGGGUCUCCGCGGCCGUCCCAACCACAGUGUACCUUCUGCCUUGCCUCAGUUUUCCCGCUGGGGAGCGGGUGCCCAGUAUCCAUGCAGGCCCCGCAUCGUGUGCGCCGUAACUGCACUCGUUCUCCGGGUUUCCCGCGCCUCCGAGGAGCCCCUGUCUCAGCAAGGCCCAGCGCGGCCUGCCGGGCUGAUCUCUGCCCCGACAGGGGAACAUCGGGCUCCUGGGAGAAGGGUCGCGGCUCUACUUGUCGAGCCCCGGACAAGCUUCUUGGAGAAGAAACCUUCGAGCUGAUGUCUGAGCACCCCCAGACUACCGGCGCCCAACUCAGAGCUGCCCAGAUUGGGAGAUCUGCAAGUUUUCCCAAGUGAAUGAACAAAUGAAUGAAUGAACGAAUGAAUGAAUGGACGAAUUCGAGUUCUCCGUGUGCCAUCUCUGGUAAGCUACCGACAACGUUGGGCCUCGGUUUCCCCAACUGCGCGCCUAGAGCUGACGCCGACCCCGCUACCGGGGGUGCAGUGAA